Messenger RNA from Trichobilharzia regenti, 816 nucleotides. The record is from the annotation of a GenBank genome assembly. NCBI's taxonomy places the organism in Eukaryota, Metazoa, Platyhelminthes, Trematoda, Strigeidida, Schistosomatidae.
AUGGCGGCAGUGCCUCAGGCAGUUAACGUCUACAGCACAAGUCAAAUGACAGACAACUUGAGCAGAAAUGAAAUACUUCAGUGGGUUAACCAUUGUCUGGAUAGCAAUUAUGGAAAGAUUGAGGAAUUAUGUACAGGUGCAGCAUAUUGCCAACUAGUAGAUAUGUUAUUUCCAGGGACACUGGUCUUCAAGAAAGUGAAAUUCAACACCAAACUUGAACACGAGAGCAUCAAUAACUUCAAAGUUUUACAGUCUCUGUUUAGGAAACACGGCGUAGAUAAAGAAGUUCCAAUCGAAAAACUAGUCAAGGGAAAGUUCCAGGACAACUUUGAGUUUGUCCAGUGGUUCAAACGCUUCUUCGACGCCAACUAUGAUGGCCACCCGUAUGAUGCCUCCGCAGCAAGAGGAGGAGAGAAAAUAGUCGGUAGCGGCAGACCAACUCAGUCUAGUAUUGUCCCACCGCGGCCAAAUCCAACAGCGAGUAGCAGACCUACAGGUCAAAAACAGGUAUCUACAACUGUACGAAGUAGACAAUCCGCUGUGUCAGGACUUUCCAACGAUGCUGGAGGAGAUACCGCAGAUCUUACUGGCUUAAAAGAACAAUUUGAUUUACUGACUGUCGAAUCUGAACAACACAAAGCAGCCAUUGCAGGACUUGUUCGUGAGCGAGAUUUCUACUUCGACAAGUUGCGCAGGAUUGAAAUAAUUUGUCAAAACAAUGGAACUGUCGAGUUGACUAAGGAUAUCUUGGAAAUUCUCUAUGCGACAGAAGAUGGCUUUACUACUCCCGGAAACGAAGAGCCGGAAGAAUUUUGA